GGUCGCGGCCGGGGAGGUGGUGAGGCUAUUGGGACCGAUCUUCUGCUCCGCGGCGGCGGCGGCGACGGCACCAUGUACGGCUUCGUCAAUCACGCCCUGGAGCUGCUCGUCAUCCGCAACUACGGCCCCGCCGUCUGGGAGGACAUCAAGAAGGAGGCACAGCUGGAUGAAGAAGGACAGUUUCUGGUUAGAAUAAUUUAUGAUGAUUCCAAAACAUAUGAUCUGGUUGCAGCUGCAAGCAAGGUUCUUAAUCUGAAUGCUGGGGAAAUUCUUCAGAUGUUUGGGAAGAUGUUUUUUGUGUUUUGUCAAGAGUCCGGUUAUGAUACAAUUCUACGUGUCUUGGGAUCAAAUGUCAGAGAAUUUUUGCAGAAUCUGGAUGCUUUGCAUGACCACCUUGCUACUAUUUACCCGGGUAUGCGAGCCCCUUCCUUUAGAUGCACUGAUGCGGAGAAGGGGAAAGGACUCAUUCUACAUUACUAUUCAGAAAGAGAAGGGCUCCAGGAUAUUGUCAUUGGAAUCAUCAAAACAGUAGCUCAACAGAUCCACGGUACAGAAAUAGAUAUGAAGGUUAUUCAACAGAGAAAUGAGGAAUGUGACCACAUUCAGUUUUUAAUUGAAGAGAAAGAGUCUAAAGAAGAGGACUACUAUGAAGACCUUGACAGAUUUGAAGAAAAUGGUACCCAGGAGUCUCGUAUCAGUCCCUAUACUUUCUGCAAGGCCUUUCCUUUCCACAUAAUAUUUGACAGAGAUCUGGUGGUCACACAGUGUGGCAAUGCUAUAUACAGAGUCCUUCCACAGCUCCAGCCAGGAAACUGCAGUUUGUUGUCAGUUUUUUCUUUGGUCCGACCUCACAUUGAUAUUAGCUUCCAUGGGAUCCUCUCACAUAUCAAUACAGUCUUUGUACUGAGGACCAAGGAGGGGCUGUUGGAUGUGGAAAAGCUGGAGUGUGAAGAUGAACUGACUGGCACAGAAAUCAGCUGCUUACGUCUGAAAGGGCAAAUGAUCUACCUGCCUGAGGCAGACAGCAUUCUCUUUCUGUGUUCACCAAGUGUAAUGAACUUGGAUGAUUUAACCAGAAGAGGUUUAUAUCUGAGUGAUAUUCCACUGCAUGAUGCUACCCGUGAUCUGGUUCUUUUGGGAGAGCAGUUCAGAGAGGAAUAUAAACUGACUCAAGAGCUUGAGAUCCUGACUGACAGAUUGCAGCACACUCUGCGUGCACUGGAAGAUGAAAAGAAAAAGACUGACACAUUACUGUACUCUGUUCUACCACCAUCAGUAGCAAACGAGCUGAGACAUAAGCGUCCUGUUCCAGCUAAGCGGUAUGACAAUGUGACCAUUCUUUUCAGUGGCAUUGUUGGAUUCAAUGCCUUCUGUAGUAAACAUGCCUCUGGAGAGGGAGCUAUGAAGAUUGUUAAUCUCUUAAAUGAUCUUUACACAAGAUUUGAUAUUCUGACUGAUUCACGAAGGAAUCCAUUUGUUUAUAAGGUGGAAACAGUUGGGGACAAGUACAUGACAGUGAGUGGCCUCCCAGAGCCUUGCAUUCAUCAUGCACGAUCUAUCUGCCACCUGGCAUUGGAUAUGAUGGAAAUAGCGGGCCAAGUUCAAGUAGAUGGUGAGCCUGUACAGAUAACAAUAGGAAUCCAUACUGGUGAGGUAGUCACAGGUGUUAUAGGCCAAAGGAUGCCACGUUACUGCCUCUUUGGAAAUACUGUCAAUCUAACAAGCAGAACAGAAACUACUGGAGAAAAGGGAAAGAUCAAUGUCUCUGAAUAUACCUACAGGUGUCUUAUGACACCAGAAAAUUCAGAUCCCCAAUUCCACCUGGAGUACAGGGGUCCGGUUUCUAUGAAGGGCAAAAAAGAACCGAUGCAGGUUUGGUUUUUGUCCAGAAAGAAUACAGAGACAGAGGAAACAAAGCAAGAUGCUUUCUGAGCUGAGGGAAGAGGAAGAGGACACUGGAUAGGGCGCAGUGCUGUCUCCAAAUAGGGUGCCAGGCAGUAAGGUUGAAUUACGAAUGUUAUUUCACAUCAUAUCUCCCAUUGCCAUGUGAAGUACCAUUGUCUUUUUCCCUACUCCUGAAAUCAUACUCAGCAUUUUUCUCCAGGCUUGCUUGCUAUUUUUGUUUUCCUUAAUGUUUGGUACUGUUAUGUCUGCUAUAAGCAUGUACUUCAAGCUUUUUUUUUUUUGGUUAUGGUAUGCAUUUUUGCACGUCAGUCAUGUGGCCCUUCCUACCACCACAUAAUAUUAACUAAGAUUUUGGAUUAUGCACGUCAUAACUAACCACUUCAGUCUGAUGCUUCACUCCUUCAUCUUCAUCUCUGAAGUAUAGUGGUUAUGUGAAUCAGUGACAUGUAUGGAAAGACAGGCAUUUCAGUUGUUGGGAAGAGCAAUGAACCUAAAGGAUUAUUAAAAAACCCAUAAUACCUAAAGCAGCAUUAUGAAAAUUCUUGUAUAAAUGUUGUUUAUUGAUUUAGUUCUGUUGUUGCUGUACUUCCCGUUCAGAUUGUGAAUAACACGUGAUGCACUGUAAAUUCCUGGUUAGAAAAAGAUUCCUCUUUUGAUAUCAUCCUGCAUUUUCCCUUUGUAGAAAAUACAAUGUAAACAUUUUCUAUAUUGAAAGGGAGCAGUUGUUUGUCUGAUACUGCCAUUUGAAGCAUGUGCCAAUGUACUUCUGCUGAAAUGCUGUUCACUUGCAAUAUAUUUCUCAUUGGUUUGUAUUAACUAAAUUGUCAUACUAAUAAUAGAUUGCUGGACAAUUUUAGACAACGUGUAGUGCUUUGAUCCUUUUGUAUUGGAGCCUUCAGAACUGAAAAGCACGCUGCUGGGACUUGGUUGUCGUAAUUGCCUUUGGUUUGGUCUCCAAUUUUUCAGGAAUGGUCUUACUUUAAUUCCUUGGGAGGACCUGUUAAUAUUGGAGGCGUGAUGGAGGCAUGAUGGCAUAAUUAAGGGAUGGAAAGCUGGUAAAGGGACAUAGUGUCUUUUAUCGGCUGAUACAGUUAAAGUGAACAAGGUUUCAGAUGCAUAGACCUUUCAUAACUUCAGUAUACAGUACAUUUUUAUGUGAAUAAGAUCUGUUCUUAUCUGAAUAUUUGCAUUACUAAAUAGGAUAGUGCAAUUACUUUGUGUAUAAAAAUUGUCUAUAUCCAGUAUACCUUAUCAGCACAGAAUAUAUAUGUGUAAAUGUUUCAUGUUAAUGUGCAAAAGAAAUUGCAAUAAAUUAUUUUUUCCACUGACUUUCAGAAAUUUUUGGAUUUUCUUUUCAGUGAAAGCUGUUUCAUUGUUUGAUACAAAAUAAGUCUGUUUUCCUUUCCAUAAUUUGAAAUCUCAAGUUUCAAAAAUUUAUCAAGUCAUUGUUUCAGUGUCUGCAGAAGUCUCCCACAUUCAGGUUAAUGGAACACAUGCUCAGAUUGGUGUUAAAAUAUGUAGAUUAAAGGUGCAAAAAUAUUAGACACUUUGAGCAGGAUGUAUACUACCAAAUGACUCUGGGAAAUGAAGAAAGGACACCACAUAGAUUCCUUUCCAUCACCUCACUGUUGGACAGAACUUAUCCUGGCACUCUGUGGGAGAUUGCUCUUGCUUUAAUAGAUACACGGCAUCAAUUUGCAUUUAAAAUAGAUGAAUCUUGCCAAAAGUGUAAUCACAGUUCCUAAAGACAUGGAAUUUGCAAUGGCUGAGGUUAUGCAGUGACAUAAUGCAUGCAAAUGAAUGUGAAGUACCUGGAGCUUCUGUACUACACUUCAAGCUGAUGGAACAUGGCAUGCCAGAAAACUCAAAUAAUGCUCUGAGUUUAUAUUUUUCCUUCUUAAUAAUUUCAGAGUACUAAAGCUCCUGUUAAGUUAUUCUGUGACAUAACCAAUUUUGUAAAGCACUAGAAUAACAGCUCAUAUAUUGUGUUCACAAAAGAACUUUUUAUCUUAACCAAACCAGUACAAUUCUUAAUUGCUAAAACUGGUCUUCACUUAACUGCAGCAUUCAUAGACUAAAAUUAUACUUUGGUUAAAUAUUACUGUUCAGAUAACAGCUAAAAGCUUCUUCAGGUAUUUAAUUCUUUAGUGUGUGCUCUGUUGCCUCUUUCAUUUAAAUAUAGCAAUUUAUUUUCUUCAGUAGAAGCCCUCUUGCUGAAACAUGAGGCAGAUUAAUUACCAAAGUUUGUUUCCAAAAGUCUUAUGAAUGUGUCUGUUUUAUUUUAGUAUCUCUUGUAAAAAAGUUGAAAGAAGAAGAAGAAAAGGGAAAGCAGCAAUAAAAUUACAAAUUAUGGAAUGCUUAGCUGUUU
This is a messenger RNA of Dryobates pubescens (Downy woodpecker), 4273 nucleotides long. RefSeq names its product guanylate cyclase 1 soluble subunit beta 1 (gene GUCY1B1). Lineage: Eukaryota; Metazoa; Chordata; Aves; Piciformes; Picidae. The record is from RefSeq and is a predicted model, not a curated record. The transcript is spliced from 14 exons. Gene Ontology annotation, cellular component: guanylate cyclase complex, soluble. Gene Ontology annotation, molecular function: guanylate cyclase activity; heme binding. Bases 73 to 1932 code for a protein of 619 amino acids. Gene Ontology annotation, biological process: response to oxygen levels; cGMP biosynthetic process.